This is a messenger RNA of Salvelinus namaycush (lake trout), 3655 nucleotides long. Its product is annotated as zinc finger protein 420-like. Bases 141 to 3632 code for a protein of 1163 amino acids. Gene Ontology annotation, biological process: regulation of immune system process; negative regulation of transcription by RNA polymerase II; regulation of cytokine production. The record is from RefSeq and is a predicted model, not a curated record. Lineage: Eukaryota; Metazoa; Chordata; Actinopteri; Salmoniformes; Salmonidae. The transcript has 7 exons.
AACUUCCGUUCCUUACUGCCUGAAUGGUAUGUGGAGAGAACGGCAACUUUAGACCGGGAAGUGGGGCAUCUAAAUCAAAUCUAGCUAGCUAACUUUUCAAGUAUACCUUAGCUUCCUGUUGACCAUUGUAUGAGGCCGAGAUGCAAAGUCAGGAUCCAUGCGAAAAUUGUCCCCCUCUUCUUCUUCCCUCUCUGCGUCUCUUCAUUCCACCACUGCGGCUUGUCUCUGCAGCCAUGUGGCAAGUGGUUCAACGAGGAGACGUUCAAGAUUAUGGGAUGCUGGAGGAGUUUGUCACCAUGGUUACAGAGAUUGUGCCAGAGCUUUUGAGUUGCGGUCAGAGGGCCCAACUAGUCCUGGGGCUUAGAGCAAGGUUGGUUCUGGAGUUGUGUCGCACUGAGCAGACAUUAGACCUCACAAAAAUUCAAAAACACCUGGACAGGAUCCGAUCCCUCACAUCCACUGAGGAAGCAGAGUCAGGUGAUGCAGAGGUGGAAUUAUCUGAAUCAAAGUUUGUGGAGCUGGUUGAAUCUCUGCUGAAAGACCCAAGUGAAAGGGAGAACUUCUACCAGGACGUGUUCCCUGUGGAAUUUGGGCCCAAGUAUGACACUGCAAUACAGAUGCUGAUGUUAGAAUUCCUUUCCAGACUUGAGAAGUUACUUCCCAUACCAGACCUUGAACAGACUGCCUCCUUGUUAAAUGCUGUCCCCUCUGCCCUGGAGAAAUGUGUACAGUUUGUACCUGACCCCAAACAAUUGAGGACCCUGCUCCAGUACCACAGAAAACGUGGACAUUUGGACUCCAUCCGAACUCCAUCGUCCUUUGGUGACUUCAUCCUCUCCUCUCUGUCUCUUCCUCCAUAUGUGCGAGUGGUGACUGCCCCAGAUGUAGACUCAGAUACACAAUCAGAAGGGAUGAAUUUGGAGGGAAUGGAAGCAAGAGAGUUGUUGGAGAAUCGGACAAAGGAAAUCGAUGUACUAGUCCCAGCAGAUGAAGUUAAAAGAUACAUAAUUACUGAGCAGGAUUACGUUAUGGACAUGGAGUCUGCCGUUGGGGAAAUUGACAAUCAAGCUGUCACUGGCUUGAAUUUACUCAGACCAUCACAUUUUCAACAAUUAAAACGAAGCAAAAGGCUGCAAAUUAAGAAAAUGUUUUCAAAACGACGGAAACCUCGAAAGACCGAUUCCUCCGGGCGCGCAAUCAAACAGCCAUCAUCCAAGGUGCGCGUCUCCCCCAAAGGACGAAAACCACGAAAGACUGAUUCUUCCGGGCGUGCAAUCAAACAGCCAUCAUCCUCCAAGGGUCGGCCCUCCCCAAAGAAGUCAUGCAAAAGAGGCCCAUUCAGUAAGACAUGUGAAGUGUGUGGGAAGACUUUCACUCGAGUCACAGCCAUGAAAAGGCAUCAGCUAACCCACACUGGAGAUCUCAAGUUUAAGUGCCUCAUGUGUGAAAAAAGCUUCAGGGAUGGUCAUAAUCUGAAGAGACACCAGAGGCGAGUUUGUGAAAAGGAGCUAAACAUGUUGGAUGAAGAUAAAAAUGAGGAUGAGAUCCCACAACCCUCAACUAGCAAACCUCAGAUCACAUCACUCCUCAAGACACCCUCUCCACCAGAGCCAUCUCAUCAAGGAACUCUGGACACUAUCACAUCCUCUAACACAUGCUCUGUGUGUGGGAGGUAUUUUGCUCGUACUUCAAGCUUGGUAAGGCACAUGAGCUCCCACUCAAAAGAGCGUCCAUUUGGGUGUGUCAAUUGUGAUAAGAGAUUCAAGUAUUCGUACGAUUUGAAAAAACACCAGAGAGAAUUGUGUCAGAAAGUGACCCAGGGAGAUUUGUGUCAGGAUGUUGGUCAGAACAUGGCACAACAAAAGAGUGGCCUGCAACCAGAGAAGGAUUUUCUUGCCACUGCAGAGAAUCGAACCCAGAUAGAUUCCAAAACCUGUUAUGUCUGUGGUAAGAUUUUGACUUGUACCUCACAGAUGGAAAGGCACUUGAAAUCUCACUCAAAGGCACGUCCCUUUAAUUGUGCUGUUUGUGAGAGAAGUUUUAAGUACAAAGAUACCUUGAAGAAACAUCAGGAAAUCCUUGGCCACGAGGGCAUCCUAGAAGACUUGGGUCAGAAUGUGGACCAGCAAGAAGUGGAAGUUAACACCGAGAGUUGCAUCAGCCCUCUCACUACCAAGGAAAUCGACACUGAGCCCCUUAUCACGGCUGCUACCUCAGUGCCGACUCUCAAAGAACCCAAACCAUGCACUGUGUGUGGGAAGAUUUUUAACCGUGCUUCAGUUAUGGCUAUUCAUAUGAGAUCCCAUUCAGAUGAGCGUCCUUAUCAAUGUGGCAACUGUGAACAGCGCUUUAAGUACAUGCACAAUCUGAAUCAACACCAGAGAUAUAUCUGUAAGGUGAACCGAGAAGAGUCCUCUCAGAUGGUAGACCAGCACCAAGAGGAGGCGUCUAGUGAACUGCUGGCUGUUAAGGCUGAUAACCCAGAGACAUCUACCAGUCAACUACAACUGGUUCACUGGUGUAAAAAAUGUGGAAAGUGUUUCGAUGACAUCUGUAAUUUGAAGCAACACCAGGAAAGUUCAUGCAAAGAGGAAAAAGUAAAGGUGGUCUUCCAAUGUGAAAAAAGAAAGGUAGUCUUCAAAUGUGAUGAUUGUGGGAAGGACUUCAAAGGUUCAUCAUCCCUAAGGACACACAAGCGAAUUCACAACCCAUUCUAUUGCUCUGAUUGUGGAAGGGUCCUCCCAAACUCCAUUGCCUUUGACAGACACAAGCUGAUGCAGCACAAGGAAAUCCAGUGUACCAUGUGUGAGAAGACCUUUACCCUGUUGGGGCGUCUGAGAGAUCACUACCUGCAUCAACAUAAAUUCACAGGACCAUACGCCUGCUCUCAAUGUGAGAAAACUUUUACCCAGUUAAGAUACCUUGUUGAACAUGAGAGAGUUCACUCAGGAGAGUACCCUUACCAGUGCUCUGUUUGUCAAGCAAAGUUCAAUAAAGCAAAUUCUCUAACAAUACACAGUAGGAAGCACACAGGAGAAAAGCCAUUCCUGUGCUGGCAGUGUGGAAAGAGUUACAAGGAUCGUGGAAACCUGUCAAUGCAUAUGGGGACUCACUCAGAGGAGAAACCCUUUUCUUGUUCGCAGUGUGACAUGACUUAUCGGACAAAGAUUCAGCUGAAUACACACAUUGAACAAGUUCAUGAGGGGGUGAGAUAUACCUGUGCAGUCUGUGGAAAGCAGUUUUUGAAAGCAGUGUCAUUGAUAAGACAUGAACUCACUCACACAGGAGAAAGACCAUGGCCAUGCUCCUAUUGCACAAAAACCUUCAUCACUGCCAAUGAAAGGAGAUUGCAUGAAAGAUACCAUACUGGUGAGAGACCAUACAAAUGCCAAGACUGUGGAAAGUCCUUCGUACAGUUAUGUUUUCUGAAAGCACACCAACGACUUCACACAGGAGAGAAGCCAUUUGCAUGCAGCGUUUGUGACAAACGUUUCAGAUUGAAUUACCAUAGGCAAAGACACGAGCAAACCCAUACAGGAAAACAGAAGCCACAUGUGUGUGCGGAAUGUGGGUUAGCUUUCGCUCAAAGAAAGCGCUUGACUGAACACCAAUGCACUCACUCCUUGAAUUAAAAUGUACUUUCUUUUAACUCUAA